AGUGGGAAGACGCUUAUGACGUAAGGGGCCGGCAGAGCCCGCCGCUCUGUCCCCUCCCCGCAGACACCCCUUUUCCCCUCCCUCUCCUGUCAGUGUCUGGCGGUGGGCCGGGCUCUGUAAUUGUGGCGGCGCGGGCGCCCUGAGCCCCCUCCUCCCCCUCCUCUUUCUUCCUCCUCCUGCCCCUCCUCCAGGCUGCUCACACCCCACAGCGGGCACACACGUUCCGUCCCCUCUGCCGCCGGGCUCACACUCCACUCCAAUCCUCGGGCAACAUGGCACAGAAUCGGGGAGGUGCCGGGGAUGGCGAGAUGGACAAGUCCAGGAAGGUGGCUCUCAUCACCGGCAUCACCGGCCAGGAUGGUUCGUAUUUGGCUGAAUUCCUCCUGGAAAAGGGUUAUGAGGUCCAUGGAAUUGUACGUCGAUCAAGUUCCUUCAACACAGGGCGGAUCGAGCAUCUCUAUAAGAACCCUCAGGCUCAUAUUGAAGGAAAUAUGAAAUUGCAUUAUGGAGAUCUCACGGACAGUACCUGCCUUGUGAAGAUAAUUAAUGAAGUGAAACCUACAGAAAUCUACAACUUAGGAGCCCAAAGUCAUGUCAAAAUUUCUUUUGACCUUGCUGAAUAUACUGCUGAUGUUGAUGGCGUUGGCACUCUACGACUUCUUGAUGCAAUCAAAACUUGUGGCCUUAUCAAUUCUGUAAAGUUCUACCAAGCCUCAACAAGUGAACUUUAUGGGAAAGUACAAGAAAUACCACAAAAGGAGACUACCCCUUUUUAUCCUCGGUCACCAUAUGGAGCAGCAAAACUUUAUGCUUACUGGAUAGUAGUGAACUUCCGUGAGGCCUACAACUUGUUUGCUGUCAAUGGUAUUCUUUUCAAUCAUGAGAGUCCCAGAAGAGGGGCUAAUUUUGUAACUCGAAAAAUCAGCCGAUCUGUAGCUAAGAUUCACCUUGGACAACUGGAGAGUUUCAGUUUGGGGAAUCUGGAUGCCAAGAGAGAUUGGGGCCAUGCCAAGGACUACAUUGAGGGGCAGCUCCAUAACAAUAAGAGAGUAUUUUUCUGCAUACAGAAAGAUUAUGAGCAUUCUUUCAAUUUGAUUUUUCUACUGGAGUUAGAAGAGUGUAAAGAAGUUUGUUUGUUUUUUAAACCAAUGAGGGAGAAUAGUAAUCUGAGUACUCUCCACAUAGUUGUCAUGUACUAAAAAAGAUGGAUCCCAACUGGAACAGACUGACAGAAGAUCUAUCAUGGUGCCCCCUGACAUUAGGUAACCUCCUGUAGCCCUUGAGACCUUCAGAGCAAUUGCUCAGGGAAAUGCAACUUUGCUGGUCCAUGUCUGUCGUGCCAAAUGGAAAUGUGUCUUAAAAUAGCUUGGCUACUCUUUUCACUACUGAGAAAAUUUUAAAUGGAAUAUUUACUUUAAAGAGUAGAAAUGAAAGAAUGUAGAACAACAUCUUUCAGUUUGAUCCUAAUUGAAAAAACAAUUCCAUUGAUCAGU
This is a messenger RNA of Phascolarctos cinereus (koala), 1493 nucleotides long. It is a transcript of the gene GMDS, whose product is annotated as GDP-mannose 4,6-dehydratase. Gene Ontology annotation, molecular function: GDP-mannose 4,6-dehydratase activity. Gene Ontology annotation, biological process: 'de novo' GDP-L-fucose biosynthetic process. The record is from RefSeq and is a predicted model, not a curated record. NCBI's taxonomy places the organism in Eukaryota, Metazoa, Chordata, Mammalia, Diprotodontia, Phascolarctidae.